AUGCUUCCUUAUAGACUAACAAAAUGCCGUGAACCACGGCGAUACACAGCAUUCGAAGGGGACAAUACCGUAGCGAAAAAUGUCUUCAAGAGCACAAAAUCGAAUCAAGAUCCACCACACUUAAUCACACUUGUUAAAGUAUUUGGUGAAGAUAUAAUCAUAACUUUUUCUCAGAGUAGGCACGCAAAAACUGACACAUGA
This is a messenger RNA of Arabidopsis thaliana (thale cress), 201 nucleotides long. RefSeq lists its product as uncharacterized. The transcript is spliced from 2 exons. The record is from RefSeq and is marked reviewed. The coding region runs from base 1 to 201 and encodes 66 amino acids. NCBI's taxonomy places the organism in Eukaryota, Viridiplantae, Streptophyta, Magnoliopsida, Brassicales, Brassicaceae.